GCUAUGCGGCAGCCGGCGGUACGGCUGGUGCGGCUAAGCCGGAUACCCUACACCGAGCUGCUGGCCCUGCAGGAGCGCUGGCUGCGGCGGCUGCAGGCCGAGCCAAGCACUGAGGCCCUGUCGGGGACUGAGGCGGGCGCGCUCCUGCUCUGCGAGCCCGCGGGGCCCGUGUACACGUCCGGGCUGCGCGGCGGCCUGACGCCGGAGGAGACGGCGCGGCUGCGGGCCUUGGGCGCCGAGGUACGCACCACAGGCCGCGGUGGCCUGGCUACCUUCCACGGCCCAGGCCAGCUGCUCUGCCACCCGGUCCUAGACCUGCGACGCCUGGGCCUGCGCCUGCGCACGCACGUAGCGGCGCUGGAGGCGUGCGCCGUGCGCCUGUGCGAGUGCCAGGGCUUGUCCGGUGCUCGCGCGCGGCCCCCGCCCUACACUGGCGUCUGGCUCGGGGAGCGCAAGGUCUGCGCGAUAGGAAUCCGCUGUGGAAGGCACAUCACGUCCCACGGCCUGGCUCUGAACUGUUCUACAGACCUUUUGUGGUUUGAUCACAUUGUCCCCUGCGGGCUGGUUGGGACAGGUGUCACCUCUCUGAGUGAGGAGCUCCAAAGGCACGUCACUGUGGAUGAAGUUAUACCACCUUUCCUUGAGGCCUUUAAAGAGACCUACAAGUGCACGUUGAUAUCAGAGGACAGCUCCAACUGAAGAGUGUUCAUGUUAUCACAGCUGGGAGGUCCUGCUUGAAAAGCACCAAGACUGACUUGGGAGUCACUGAAACCCAGAUUCUAGACUUGGCUCUGUCAUUCACUCACCAUGAGACUAUGAGCAAAGUAUGAGCUCUUAGCCAUUGUUUCCAUAUGUUUGCUGGUUUAUUUAUAUCUUCUCACCUACCUCAGGUACGGUAGAUGUGAAAACAUUAUGAAAAGCAACGCCUGCUAUAUAAAUGUAACUUUAGCACUACUAUCGACACAUUUUCUCAGCUUAGAGAAACUCAGAUAUAGAG
Messenger RNA from Neomonachus schauinslandi (Hawaiian monk seal), 997 nucleotides. RefSeq names its product lipoyl(octanoyl) transferase 2 (gene LIPT2). Gene Ontology annotation, cellular component: mitochondrion. Gene Ontology annotation, biological process: protein lipoylation. Lineage: Eukaryota; Metazoa; Chordata; Mammalia; Carnivora; Phocidae. Gene Ontology annotation, molecular function: lipoyl(octanoyl) transferase activity. The transcript is spliced from 2 exons. Bases 4 to 699 code for a protein of 231 amino acids. The record is from RefSeq and is a predicted model, not a curated record.